AUGGAUUUUCCUACAGGCGUGGAGAAUCCAUAUGGUUACUAUGAUGAACAGCAAGGGGGAUAUUACGAGGAGUGCUAUAGCUAUGAGCAUGGGGGAUCAUACUACGACCCAAACUGCUCUGAUUACUUCGACGAUGCACAAGAUUACUGUUCUGAUAAUUAUUCUGAAAUAUGUGCAGGUAUGGAGGAUCAACCCCGCUCCAAUUGGGAGGAUCUGUUAGAAAUCUGCAUUGCUGAAGUUCUCGAACAUAGAAAGGUGACGAAUCAGAGGCUGGAGAAUUUGGAAAAGAAUACAAGCUUCUUGGAAAGAGGAUUGGAAAACCUCGUCACUCAAGUCGGGAUGUUGGAAUUCAACAUUGGUAUCCUAGCCACAGCCAUAGGAAGCAAACACACUCCGAGGAUGCUUCCUAGCUUGCCGGAAAUAAACCCGAAAGGAAAGUGUCAUGCGGUGCAGUUGCGCAGCGGGACCACAUAUCAACCUCCGGAGGCAGGAGAUCUAGGCAGGGGAAGAAGGGAGACAGAAAAGUCGCCCAGCAACAAGUCUGUCGAAGACGUGCGGCGGCCCGCCAGCUACCCCCAGGAGGUCGAGACAGAUUCUGGAACAGAUACUGAUGAAGUCCCGGCGGCCGCCAUACCCCAUUGCGGCGGUCCGCCGGUCGAGAGGCAGCAGUCAGACGUACCACCACACAGCAGUGUCACCAUCCCUUAUCCUCAACGAUUGAAGAGCAAGAAGCUUGACGCCCAGUUUGCCAAAUUUUUGGAAGCAAUGAGCAAGGUCCACAUCAACAUCCCACUAGUGGAAGCCCUACAACAAAUGCCCAAUUAUGCCAAAUUUUUGAAAGAUGUGGUAGCCAAGAAAAGAAAGUGGAGAAAGUACGAGACAGUGGGUUUAACAGAGAACUGCAGCGCUAUCAUCCAAAAGGGAUUACCCACUAAACACAAGGAUCCAGGGAAUUUUACUUUAUCUUGUGUUUUAGGGAAUGAUGUGAAAGGUAAAGCAUUGUGUGAUCUCAAAUCUAGUAUUAAUUUGAUGCCUUUAUCUUUUUACAGGAAACUUGAUGUUGAUAACAUCCGCCCCACCUCAACCACAUUGCAAAUGGCAGAUCGGAGCACAACUACACCAAUGGGAAUAGUGGAAGAUGUCUUGGUAAGAGUUCGAGAAUUUAUUUUCCCAGCUGAUUUUGUUGUGUUAGAUAUGCAGGAAAACAAGAAGGUGCCUUUGAUUCUUGGAAGGCCAUUUCUAGUUACUGGGGGAGCCAUGAUAGAUGUAAAGAAGGGAGAGCUGACAUUGAAGUUACACGAUGAAAGCAUCACAUUCAACAUCUACGAUGCCCUGAAAUUCCAUGGAAAUGAGGGAGCAGAAGGCUAUCAAGAAUGUAGUGUCAUCCAAGUCGUCACCGAUUGUGAGGGAGAAGUGGAAGUCACUUAUCAUCAGAUCCAGGAUCCUCUUGAAUCUUGUCUCAUAAAUUCUUUCACACCUAGUGCUGACUUAUCUUCUUGUGAUGCUAAUGUGUGUGCUAUAGUUGCAGAAUUGGAAGUGUUACCGGAAAGAAUCCCUCAAAAGGGGAAUUCGUUCUUGCCGUUACGCACCCCCGAAGAAGAGGCAGAAAGGAAGAAAGCAGUGGGGAAGCCAAGGGGACCGCCAAAGGUAAAGCUGAAGCCACUCCCUCGAGCAUCUCAGGUGGGAUAUGAUUACUACUGCUUUCUUGAUGGUUAUUCUAGUUAUAAUCAAAUUUCAAUUGCUCCCGAAGAUCAACAUAAGUCUGCUUUUACAUGUCCUUAUGGUGUUUAUGCUUAUAGGAAGAUGUCUUUUGGCUUGUGUAAUGCCCCUGCUACUUUUCAGAGAUGCAUGAUGGCUAUAUUUCAUGACUUGAUUGAAAAAGUGAUGGAGGUUUUUAUGGAUGACUUUUUUGUGUUUGGCAAAUCUUAUGAUCAUUGUCUUGAGAAUCUAGCUAAGGUUUUGCAGAGAUGCUUAGAAACUAACCUCGUUCUCAAUUGGAAAAAAUGUCACUUUAUGGUGAAAGAAGGUAUAGUUCUACGGCAUAAAGUGUCUUCUAAAGGGAUAGAAGUCGACAGGGCGAAGAUUGCAGCCAUUGAGAAACUCCCACCUCCAUCCGAUGAAAAGAGAGCUUUUAAGACCUUGAAGAGAACUCUAGUAAGCGCUCCCGUUCUCAUCACACCAGAUUGGAGCCAACCAUUUGAAAUUAUGUGCGACGCAAGUGAUAUUGCAGUUGGCUCAGCUUUGGGGCAGAAGAGGGACAAGAUUUUUAGAGAAAGGGAGAUGCUUGCUAUCGUGUAUUCCUUUGACAAAUUUAGAGCUUAUCUUGUUGGGACUAAAACUAUUGUUUAUACUGAUCAUGCAGCUAUUAGGCACUUGUUUGCAAAGAAGGAUGCAAAGCCCAGGCUUAUCCGAUAG
Salvia hispanica is the source of this 2415-nucleotide messenger RNA. The record is from RefSeq and is a predicted model, not a curated record. Lineage: Eukaryota; Viridiplantae; Streptophyta; Magnoliopsida; Lamiales; Lamiaceae.